CAUAAAGUGAUACAUACAUCACCUCUCUCUAUUUAUUUUUUUUUUAUAUUUUUGCAUUUUAAACUUGGCUCCUUCCAAAUUAACUCUUUUUUUAAUCAUCUCUUCGUACAAGCCAUGGUUGUAACACAGCUUUCUAUAACACAUAACAUAGAUUUCGAGUAUCCAUUCAAGACUGCUUAUGAUAGCUCACCAAUCUUGAUCAGAGGCGAAUUCAGAAUUAGAUUGGUUAGAUUUAUAGAGCAUGAGGUACCUAGUGGAUGGCCACUUGGGCUUGAAAACAUGAACAUAAGGCUUAGAGUAGCUGAGAGAUCUCAGGCUGUAACAGUUGCAGCAGGAGGAGAAGCUGCAUACGGUUUGUACGUAUCUUCGCCAAGUUUCUCAUCUUUUUCAUCCUCCAGCCUAGACACUGAGUCUACAAUGUCCUUUUUCCAAGAUCAAAGUGUGUCUCUAGGCCGACUUAUCGGUAUUAAACCAAGAAGCAGAGGAAUAUCAAACAGAGUUCAUAAUGAGGAUGUUUGUGUUACAAGAUCAGAGGCAGAGGAUUACAAGGGACAACAAGGAGAUAAUAUGUCAUAUAAACUCUGUGUUCCAUUGCUACAUAAUGUGUUAGAGAAGAUGACUCGUAGUAAGAGUAAUUCACACUCACCUAAAAACUGAUUUUAUUUCCCACAAAUUGAUUGUGACACUAGUAAUGCUGCUUUGUCAUUUCUGUUUUUCUUCUUUGUAUUUUGAUAAUAAAAUAACACAAUUGUAGACAAAAAAAAAAGACUUUAGUUUGGAAAAAUGAAUUGUAUUUUGGUGAUAAAAUAACUUGUAGACAAAAAAAAAAAUACUAGAGUUUGGAAAAAUGAAACGCGCCAGGUAGGGGUCGAACCUACGACCUUCUGCUUAGGAAACAGACGCUCUAUCCACUGAGCUACAGGCGCUUUGUUGUUCCUUCCUUCUUUCUGUAUAUAUUUAUCAAUUGACUCCUACUAAACACUACCCUAAUAAAAAGGAGAAUUCCUUUGUCGAAAAA
Solanum lycopersicum (tomato) is the source of this 1018-nucleotide messenger RNA. RefSeq lists its product as uncharacterized. Lineage: Eukaryota; Viridiplantae; Streptophyta; Magnoliopsida; Solanales; Solanaceae. The record is from RefSeq and is a predicted model, not a curated record.